UGCAAAACAAAUUGGCGGGAACAAGGUAAACGAGACUGUUCCAAGCGGUGGGAUUCAUUUUUAUGUCAGCGCUGUCUGUCUUACAGUAUGUUCAAUGUUCGGUGUAUAUAAGGACGAAAGUUAAACUACUUGCAGAAUUUUCGGUCUUUUCAAGUUCUUAUUCCAAGUUAUCUAUUUUCCCUCUGUGUUCUCACAAAAUGCUAACAUGCAACGGACCAACAGUACUGGCAAAGAAAGGGACCCAAAAAGGAGAAAGACCUCUAAAGGAAAUGCAAUACGAAGCUCAAAUGUUGUUAAGAUGUUUAUCAAUAAGAAGAAGAGUGAGAAAAAGUCCGAAAACGUUCCGUGUCCAGCUUGUAAUACCUUUGUUCCCUUGAAAAGCAUAAACGAACACUUGGAUAAAUACUGUGGACAAGAAGGGCAAGAAACGGUAAUUGGAGAAACUCGUUUCAAACCAGAAAAAAGGAAACGUGAAAAUAUUAUUGUAAUUGAUGAUGAUUGUGAAAGCGAUGAUAAAUCAAACAAUGAAAGCAAAGACUUUUGUAAAGAAUCCAACUAUAGCAAGAAAAAUAGCACAAGCCCUGAAAAUUUGGAAAAUUUUAACGUUUUAAUAAGAUCAAAUUUAUUUAGUGAAUCAGAAGGCAUGGAUAAAGAGCUCUUGGCAUUUAGAAAAGGGCUGAACCCUUUUAGAGGCAAAGAUGUUGUUGCGGAGGGAAAAACUAAAAAUAGUGAGUCAUGCAGCCACUCAGGGACACCUGACUCUAAUAAAUCUCAUUGUAACAAGUCAAGUAUGGUAUUUGUUGAUGAUUCAAGUAUGACUUCACUUGGUGAUUGUGACAAAAGUGCCAUCAGCAAUUGCUCAGGUGAUGUUUGUAAGUUAGAACCUGGUACAGAAAGCAUCUCAAAGACAUUAACUGCAAGCCAGCUGCAAAUGAAUACGAAUGAAAAUGAUUUAGAUGAGGGUGCUAACCAGGAACAGAUGGCAGCCAGGCAUAGUUUGGAAGAAUCUAAAAGUGACAGUGACUUGCAAGCAGAAAUGACAGAGAAAAGUUUUGAGCCAUAUUAUUGGGAGAAUUUUAACUUUGUUGUAGAUUCAGUUUUAGAUGAGACUACAAGCUUGGAACUAUUUAGUUGUGAAGAUACUGAGUUAAUAAAAAAAUUUAAAUCAACAAGUCAGCUAGCACAGCAGUUGUACGUAAGACUGUUUCUCAGAAAGCAUGGCUGGUUCAAGACAGACAAGAUAAAAUACCCUAAGAUAGGGGAAGAUUUGAAGCCAAUGAUCACAGAGCUGAUAAACACAGGAUUUUUGGAUGAUAAAAGCACCCUGGAGGAUCUAAAUGAGAUUCUUAACAUCAUGUCUGCUCCUGAAGUUCGUUCCCUAGCCCAGCUCUACCACUUGCUCAAGGAUCGUAAUGGAAAAAAGCUGUCCACAAAAGAGGAAAUGAUUAUUGUAAUUCUUAAUCAUGGAAAUAACCAAAGAAGUGUGAAGUCAUUUUUUGUGAAAUCAAGUCAUACUGUGAAUACCAUGAAAGCAGGCAUGAUUAAAAAAUCCAAAUCCUUGCUUGGUGACUGUGUCAAAAUCUCUGAAAAACCAAGAGAGUUAUUUUCCCGAUGCUUCUCACUUUUUACUUACAUGAACUUCUACCUGUAUGAAGAUGGCAAUACAAAGUCAAAUCUUAUUUACAGAAUUCUACAAAUCAAGAAGGGAGAACUGAUUUUUCCAUCAUACAAAAUCACAAAAUCAGCUACAGUAUUCAAGAGUAGAGAUGACGUCAUCAAUUACAAUGAGGCGACUCAAACUCAAGAGGAAUUUUAUCUUGCAAUGGAAGACAAAGACUUUGAUAAAGCGCUAAUACUUUAUCAAAAGGCAAGAAAGGAAGUGGACAAUAUAUUUUUGAAAUUGCAAUCUACUGAUGGGUUAAAGAUCAGGUCAACUGAGUUGCCUGUACAUCUUCGCAAAUUUUCACCAGAAUGGAUUUACUUCCGCAUAUGUUGCAAGUCGGUUGAAGCUUUAGAGAAAAAAGGCUGUUAUGAGGAAGCAGUGAAUUUAGCAAGGUUGAUACUUCUGCAAAGCAAAUAUUGUCUACGAUCAAGAGGGGCAUUGUGGGAACGAUUGGUUAUCGACACUGAAAGAUAUCUUAAAGAUCCGAGUCAGGCACUUGAAUAUAUCAAGACAGCGAUUGAAGAUCCUUGGGUUCGAACAGGAGUCAGGCUGAGUCUUUUUCAAAAAGCAAAGCGGAUCUGCAUGGCAUUAAAGAAUAAACAUUUGAAAGCGAGAAUUUCUGAAUUCGAGGCUGAGCAGCUUGAUAAUGUUAAUGAGUUGACAAUAUCAGCACCAGUCUUCCUCGAUACUUCAUCCAGCAAUCGAACGAUUUUUCUAAUGGAGGGCGGAGAUAAGACGGGAAGACAGGAAUAUUCAGCCGUAGAAGAAUACACCCUGUCUUAUUUCAAAGAGCAAGGCUACCCUGAAGGAGUCCACGGCGAAGGAGCUCCGUACACAUUUAUCUUUACGUUGCUGUUUUGGGAAAUCAUUUUCAUGGAUUUUGAAGAUGUUUUUCAUGGACCAUUUCAGGGAUGUCCGCUUGAUUUCUAUACAGAUAAUUUCUAUGAAGCAAGAAAAGACCAAAUUGAUAUAAAAUUGCAGGAAUUACGAAACUGUACAAAAGAAGAGCUGGCAGCAAAAGUAGAAGAAUCUUGGUCAAAACACGAAGGACAAGUCUGUGUUGCAUCAAACUGGAGUUUGUUCAAUAGUUUACAACAAGUUCAGGGUUUGGUUUCUUGCUUAAGUGGUCAAAUAGUCGCUGGUAUUUGUGAAAUAUUUUGCAAAGACUACAGAAAUCGGUGUAGUGGAAUGCCUGACCUUCUCGUUUGGAACCCAGAAACACUGAAAUGCAAAGCCGUCGAAGUUAAGGGGCCUGGGGACCGGUUGUCAAACAAACAAAUUAUCUGGUUGAAUGUGCUGACAUCUCUUGGUAUGGAUGCUGGAGUUUGCUAUGUCAAAGGUGUUGGUGGCAAGAGGAGAAGGUUGUCCAAAGAUUAAUUUCGCUUGCAAGUCAUCACAAAAGAAAGAAGAUGAAAUAUUCACGUAGAGCACAGGCGGCUGUCAAGGCGUCCUUUAGUUUUGCUGCUUUCGUUUGUGACGUCCUCCGUGGUUCGUUGUUCUUAUUUUUUCAUUAUUUGUUUUUAUUUCUGUGUUUCACCAGAUUUUUGUCAUUGAGAAAGUGUAAUUUUUCUUAAUUCUCUUUUUAUCAAUCGAAAUUGCUUAUCAUUAUAUGAAUCUACUUAUGAAACUAAUUUAAAAUUUAUUUGAUAGGCCUGUUGAUGAUUGUUUAGGCUAUUAAUUGUUUCAUUAGAAAGGUUGACUCUCAUGACUUCACCACGGACUUUUGUCCACCCUGAGUAUACACAAUUAUAUUCAUAUGUAUGUAAAUAUAUACACCUCCAUAGCUGCUUCUGUGAUACGGAAAAUUUUGUCUUAGUAAAUACGUUUAUCGAUUGUUUACUUUCUCAAAUGUUUCUUCACCCUAAACUCGUGGUCUUCUGGUCAGUUUGCCAUGGUUUCACACACAACAUUUUGUGACAACAUUUUGUGGUGUAGCUUAGCUCUGACAAUCAUUGGUUCUUUACACAACCACCCCCGUUAUUAAAGAAUAAUUCUUAAAGCAAUGGUUAAUGGCUGAUAAGAAAAAGGAUGCAUUUUGUAAUCAGCUGUCUCGCCUUGUCUGAGAAUAUGUUGUAUUCAUGUUUUCUGUAUAUGUUAUGACUUCUGACGUUUUGAAGUUUGAGUCGCUCGUUAAAUUUGUAGUUGGCCUAGUGGCGGCACAUGAAUUCAUUGCCGGUCCUGAGAUUAAGAUCAAACUUUUAUUACUGAAAGGAAAUAGGUGCAUGAUAGUGUUGUGGUUGAAACAAAAAACAUAGUGAGAAACUACUGACCC
This is a messenger RNA of Rhopilema esculentum, 3935 nucleotides long. Its product is annotated as fanconi-associated nuclease 1. The record is from RefSeq and is a predicted model, not a curated record. Gene Ontology annotation, cellular component: nucleus. Gene Ontology annotation, biological process: interstrand cross-link repair. Gene Ontology annotation, molecular function: 5'-flap endonuclease activity; flap-structured DNA binding; 5'-3' exonuclease activity. Lineage: Eukaryota; Metazoa; Cnidaria; Scyphozoa; Rhizostomeae; Rhizostomatidae.